This is a messenger RNA of Diaporthe amygdali, 1878 nucleotides long. RefSeq lists its product as uncharacterized. Gene Ontology annotation, molecular function: carbohydrate:proton symporter activity. The record is from RefSeq and is a predicted model, not a curated record. Gene Ontology annotation, cellular component: membrane. The coding region runs from base 1 to 1878 and encodes 625 amino acids. NCBI's taxonomy places the organism in Eukaryota, Fungi, Ascomycota, Sordariomycetes, Diaporthales, Diaporthaceae. Gene Ontology annotation, biological process: transmembrane transport; carbohydrate transport. The transcript has 9 exons.
AUGCCCCCUGCAAAAAAGAGGGUACCAUGGGCUGAUGAUGUGUGGACUGGCUGGCUCAGCCCAUUGCACACAGGAGGCCUGCAAACCAGGCUCGACAAAGAUGUCUGCUCGGAACUGCAGUGGCGUCUCGCUGCGAGCCGUCCUCAUGGCCGGAAUGGCUGGCUUGCUUCGGACGCCCAUGCAGGCAUGCGCUGCCCCAACAUGGCUGAAGGUGCUAGCACUGCAGGCACAGCCAUCUCGACGGCGAUAGGCAGGGGAGCACCUCCGACUGGCUGUGCACCUUCGCGUUCCCUUCCCUCAACCUUCCUUACCAUACGGGACCAAAGGACGGCCAUCAAGAUGCUUCACAAGUCGGCGACGGGGACAUGGCUGCCCGCAUGGGUUCCCCAAUCUACAGCCACCCUCUCUGUCCUCCUGAUCCUGUGCUCGGUCGUGCAAUCAUCCACGGGCGGAUAUGAUGGCUCAAUGCUCAACGGGCUUAACAUCCUGCCCUCCUACACUGACUACUUCCAACUCACCGCCGCCACGACAGGCCUCAACACCGCCUCCGUCUUCAUCGGCGGCUUCCUGGGCCCCCUCGUGGCAGGGGUGACAUCGGACCGCCUCGGCCGCCGGCCAACCAUCUUCUGGGGCUCGCUCGUCACCAUCAUCGGGAUCAUCCUCCAGACCGCCGCCCAAAACAUCGCCAUGUUCGUGGUCGGGAGGAUCAUCCUAGGAUUUGGGACUGGCGUCUCGGGCGUUGCCGCCGGCGUGUACCUGUCAGAGACCUUCCCCAGCCGGUGGAGGGCCUGGGGUGUCGGGCUGCUCAACGACUUCUACUACGUCGGCGCGCUCAUCGCUGCCGGCAUAACGCUCGGCACGGGCCAGUGGCAGUCCACCUGGGCGUGGAGGGCACCUUCGCUGUUCCAGGGUAUCUUCUCUGUCCUGUGCAUCGUCGUCCUGCCUUUCAUCCCCGAGUCGCCUCGAUGGCUCGCCUACCAGGGGCUCUUCGAGGCGUCUCGCGAGGUGUGUGCCCAAACCAACGCCAAUGGGGACCCGAAUGACCCGGUCGUCCUCGCCGUGUACAAGGAGAUCAUCGACACGCUGGCGUGGGAGAAGAAAGAAGGGAGGAGCUUGAGCCCUAUGGAGAUCGUCAAGACGCCUGCGGCUCGGAAGCGGUUCCUAAUUGGCAUGAGCCCUGGACCAUUCUCCUGCAUCGCCGGGAACAUCAUUGCGUCUUACUAUCUCGGUCCAGAACUGGACACAGCUGGCAUUACAGACACCAACGACCAAUUGAAGGCAAAUGUCGUCCUCAACGUCUGGUGCCUAGCAUGCUGCCUGGCCGGGACGCACCUCGCGGCCAAAUGGGGCCGGAAACCAACAGCCAUCCUCUCCCAAUGCCUCUUGGUAGCCUGUCUGUUCAUCAUCGGAGGCCUGUCCAAGAAGUACGCCGACAAUCCGGACGGUGCAUCCACGAGCCUCGUCUACGGCGACGUCGCGGUCAUGUUCCUGUUCCAAGGAUUUUACUCCAUCGCAUGGACACCGCUGCUUUACCUCUACCCGCCCGAGGUCAUGAACUACUCCAUCCGUGCGAACGGCGUGGCUUCCUCGUAUCUGAUGCUGAAUGUUCUAGCGCUCAUCUUCGUCUUCAUAAUGCCCAUCGGCCUGGCCAACAUCGGCUGGAAGAUGUACAUGGUCAACGCCUCGUGGGAUAUCGUCAUUGUGGCACUCAUCGCCGUCUUCUGGAUCGAGACAAAGGGUAAGACCCUGGAAGAAAUCGACGCAAUUUUUGAAGGCGAGAAACACUCCAACGUUCCUGAUGUUGAAAAGGUUCGGCGGGGUGAGGAGACUGUGAAGCUUGAGGCUGUGGAGGAGAGCUUGCCAGCAACCAAGGAGUGA